This is a messenger RNA of Rhodamnia argentea, 3583 nucleotides long. RefSeq names its product DNA mismatch repair protein PMS1. Bases 272 to 3184 code for a protein of 970 amino acids. Gene Ontology annotation, molecular function: mismatched DNA binding; ATP hydrolysis activity; ATP binding. Gene Ontology annotation, biological process: mismatch repair. The transcript is spliced from 11 exons. The record is from RefSeq and is a predicted model, not a curated record. Gene Ontology annotation, cellular component: MutLalpha complex. Lineage: Eukaryota; Viridiplantae; Streptophyta; Magnoliopsida; Myrtales; Myrtaceae.
AUUGAAAUGCUUUUACGAUUGUGGGCUCACCGGCGCUUCGUAUUCACGAAUUUGCCACCGCUCGGGACUCGCUCGAUGUCGUUCAGUGCUUUUGGCGGCAAAACCCGCCGCGAAACCCAGAACACCCACUCCGUCACUCUCACUGGCUCGUGGCGUUCUUAGUCAGGAAUCGGCGCCUUUCGUUUAUCUUCGCACUAGUUAACCGGCCUCCGAUGGCGAGAGGUGCGACUCCGACGUUCGGGUGAUUAGGGCUUCUUUUUGCCCCCCUUCGAUGGAGGCGGAGACGCCGGAGGCUUCUCCUUCUCCAGCCAUUCGGCCCAUAAACAAGAGCGCCGUCCACAGGAUAUGCGCCGGCCAGGUGAUCCUCGACCUCUCCUCCGCCGUCAAGGAGCUCGUCGAGAACAGCCUCGACGCCGGCGCCACCAGCAUCGAGAUCGCCCUCAAGGAGUACGGGCAGGAGUGGUUCCAGGUCGUCGACAACGGUUGCGGCAUUUCGCCGAGCAACUUCAAGGUUCUUGCCCUUAAGCAUCACACCUCCAAGCUAGCUGAUUUUCUGGAUCUUCAGUCGUUGACGACUUUCGGCUUUAGAGGUGAGGCAUUGAGCUCCCUCUGUGCCUUAGGGAAUUUAACAGUUGAGACGAGGACAAAAAAUGAGUCAGUCGCCACGCACUUGACUUUUGACCACACGGGGUUACUAAUCGCUGAGACGAAGACAGCGCGUCAAGUUGGGACAACGGUUACUGUCAAAAAGCUAUUCUCGAAUCUGCCGGUGCGAAGCAAAGAAUUUAGCCGAAAUAUCCGUAAAGAAUAUGGGAAAUUGAUAUCUUUAAUGAAUGCCUAUGCUCUUAUUGCCAAGGGAGUUCGGAUUGUUUGUACCAACACAGCUGGAAGAAAUGCAAAGUCUGUCGUACUUAAAACACAAGGAAGUGGCUCUCUCAAAGAUAAUAUCAUAACAGUGUUUGGAAUGAAUACAUUUAAAUGCCUAGAGCCUGUGACGAUUAGUGUUUCGGAGGAUUGUACAGUUGAGGGUUUUCUUUCCAAGCCUGGACUGGGUAGUGGACGCAAUUUGGGAGAUAGACAAUUCUUUUUCGUGAAUGGAAGACCGGUUGAUAUGCCUAAAGUAAGCAAGCUUGUUAAUGAGUUAUAUAAAGGUGCAAACUCAAAGCAGUAUCCUGUUGCAGUUAUGGACUUCGCUGUUCCAACAAGAGCUUGUGAUGUUAAUGUAACCCCUGACAAAAGGAAAAUAUUUUUUUCUGAUGAAAGCUCCAUAUUACAUGCCCUAAGGCAGGGUUUGCAGCAGAUCUAUUCCUCAAGCAACACAAGCUUUUGUGUUAACAAGGUCGAGGAUCCUUCAAGGGAAGUGGAUGGCUUGAAGAUGCUUUCUUCUGAUGAUAAAUCUUAUCCAUUGAUUAAAGAAUCACCUUUGGGGGAAGGCCAUAAUAUGAGAGAUCUUGCUGUGGAGCAUGCUGCAGAUGAAGAUGUUUCCCCUCAAGAAGUCAGAUGUGAAAUUCAGGCCUCCCCCGUGGUGGAAGGAUUGAAUAAACAUAAAGGUGAUAAAUUAGUUACUCGGGGCUUCACUCUGAGAGCUCACAGUCUUGAUAAGUUUAAUUAUUUCAACGACAGCACAAUGACAACCCACCACAAAGGCAUCACUGUUGAAGAACAUUCUCAAAACCUAUCAGGUUCAGUUGAGAAUCCAAUUUCUCAAAGAGAUUCUCACAGUCGCUCAAGCGGUAUUCAGUCAUCACUUAAAAAUUUUGUUACUGUAAGUAAGAGAAAGCAUGAGAACAAUACUUUUGCACUAUCUGAAAUGCCUGUCUUAAGAAAUCACACGCUCCAUCUUCCGUUGGAGAAGGACCAUUCAGAAAUACACGCUGUAGGCAUAACUUGUCCAGCUAAGCAUCAGCAAAUUGAUGUCGCUGAUGAAGAGAUUGAGUUUGUGCCCUCCAAGCAUCAUAAGAAUGAACUCUCUGGAAAAAUUGAUAUUUCUGAUGGCAGUGUCAAUGAGGGAAAUCACGUGCUUCAUCUUCCGUUGGAGAAGGACCAUUCCGAAAUACACUCUGUAGGCAUAAGUUGUCCAGCUAAGCAUCAGCAAAUUGAUGUUGCUGAUGAAGAAAUUGAGUUUGUGCCCUCCAAGCAUCAUAAGAAAGAACUCUCUGGAAAAAUUGAUAUUUCUGAUGGUAGCGUUAAUGAGGGAGAGCUUGAGGAGGUAUUGAUGGAUCAGGAGAAAGUAUUGCCUCUUGCUGAGGAAGUUUUAAUCAGCAAGGGCAAUGACAAUUUGGCAGAAGAUCUUUGUGCAUCAGAUACCUCUUUUCUAGCUUCUGGGUCCAUAGUAGAUACUCAGAUGCCUUUGCCUAGUGAAAGGAUGUUUUCUUCUUUGCAAUUUUCUUUUCAAGAGCUACAGACAAGAAGACAGAAGAGGCUCUCCAGAUUGCAGUCAGGGGGUUAUAGAUGUAGGAUUGUGAAGUCAAAAAGACAGUAUGCUGCUGCAACACUGGAGGUUUCUCAGCCAGACAAUGAGGAGCGAAAAGCAAGGGCUUUAGCUGCAGCAACAAAGGAGUUGGAAAUAUGUUUCAAGAAAGAAGAUUUUUGUCGAAUGCAGGUAAUCGGGCAAUUCAACCUAGGUUUUAUUGUUGGCAAGUUAGAUGAAGACUUGUUUAUAGUGGAUCAGCAUGCUGCUGAUGAGAAGUUUAAUUUUGAGCGUCUCUGCCAUUCCACCAUCUUGAACCAACAGCCCUUACUUAGGCCUUUAAGGUUGGAGUUAUCUCCUGAAGAAGAAGUGGUAGCGUCAAUGCAUAUGGACACAAUCAGGAAGAAUGGUUUUACCCUGGAAGAAGAUCCACAUGCUCCACCAGGAUGCCAUUUUAGACUAACAGCCAUUCCCUUCAGUAAAAACAUAACCUUCGGAGUAGAAGAUGUCAAAGACCUGAUCUCCACUCUUGCUGACGGCCAAGGGGAAUGCUCGAUACUUGGCUCUUACAGAUCGGACACUAUCAGUUCUGUAUGCCCAUCUAGAGUUCGUGCGAUGCUGGCCUCACGGGCAUGUAGAUCCUCUGUCAGGAUUGGAGAUCCUCUUGGAAAAAGCGAGAUGCAAAAGUGCAGAUACUUGAACAUUUGGCAGAUCUCAAGUCUCCUUGGAAUUGCCCCCAUGGAAGGCCGACGAUGCGGCAUUUGGUCGACUUGACAGCCAUUUGCAAAAGGUUAGACGAAGAGUGUGCUUAGUUUUGACAAUCCACGCAUGAUGCUGCUGUGAACUACGUAACCAAGCCUUGUAACUUAUGCUAUGAUCCGACCGUCAGCAGCACUCUUUUAGCUGCCAGAUGAUGAUGGAUGGGAGGUUAUUCAUGCAAUUGUUGUAUGAAUUUUGUCUUCAGAAUUCUGGAUUCCCUCCAUGAAGAGGGAAUUUAUUGAUAUCAAAACGAGAGUAAGUGAAUUUUAUUGCAGGCGGGAUUUGUGAUGAUCUGAACGCUGGCAGCAGCCUUUCACCUUAAUUUUAAUUGCACUUGCCAUUACUGUUGUUGGCAGUGUACAUUUGUAUAAAGGUUCAUGAUAUUAUAACAAUUUAAUUUCUUAAUCUCCUUAA